UCUGUCGCUCCUUGAGGCCCAUUGAGCCAUCUCAACUCCCUUCAAAUUCCGAUUGGCAUUUAGUAUUCGCUGAUUGGCUUCCUCUCUUCCGUCGCCAUGGCGAACCGCGAGGUGUUUACUCCGCUGUCCGAGAUCACCGGUCAGAAAAGCACUCCAAAAGGUCAACAGCAUGCACCGCAAAAGCAGCAGCAGCAGCAGCAACAAGCUGCACAGCCGCCGCGGACUAUGGUGCAUGAUCCAGACAAGGUGAAAAAGCUUAGCCAGGUACACUUCAAGGCCUCGCACGGUAUCCUCGUGGCUUUCUUUUGUUUCAUGCUUGUACUUCACGUUUUCGGUAUAUACCUAUUCACGAGCGGUUUCCUCCUUACGCGAUUGGUUCUCGACCACAAGUCGGAAUGUGCUUUGCCUCCUAUCGACACGGCAAACUCCUAUACUGCGGGCAAUCCAGAGAAGGGAUGCUGGCACCCCAAGACAUUUGACAAGGCAGUUGUCAUCAUUGUCGAUGCGCUCAGAUAUGAUUUUACCGUGCCAUUCGAGGCUCAAUUCGAACCUACCAACCUGGCUGCCGCUGCUGCGAACCCCUCUGAGGCACUGCCAGUUGCCCCACGCCACUUCCAUAAUGCGUUUCCUGUCCUGUACGAGACGGCUAUGAAUCAGCCUGAGAAUGCCUUUCUCCUUCCCUUCAUCGCGGAUCCGCCAACGGCCACGAUGCAGAGAUUAAAGGGGCUAACAACGGGCACAUUACCGACUUUUAUCGAUGUGGGAAGCAACUUUGCGGGCCAAGCAAUUCACGAAGACAACAUUGUUGGCCAGCUGAAGAACGCAAGCAAGAGGUUGGUCCAUCUUGGAGACGACACGUGGCACGCACUUUUCGCCGACUACUUUGAGCCAAAUCUCACGCACGCGUACGAUUCGUUCAAUGUCUGGGAUCUGCAUACGGUAGACAAUGGCGUCACCGAGCACAUCUUCCCGCUGCUAAAGGCUGAGAAUGCAAGCAAGUGGGAUGUCAUUUUCGGCCACUACCUGGGCGUAGACCAUGCUGGGCAUCGUUACGGUCCCGAUCACCCCGCUAUGACUGCGAAGCUGAAUGAAAUGGACACUGUCUUUCGUCGCAUGAUCAAUGAGAUUGACGAUGAUACACUUUUGGUAGUCAUGGGUGACCAUGGCAUGGAUGCAAAGGGAGAUCACGGAGGAGAGUCGGAUGAUGAGAUCCAGGCUGCUCUGUGGAUGUACUCCAAAAAGGGCAUCUUUGGACGCAGCGACCCUUCCUACGUCACUCCUCCACGCAACGCUCAUAUCCGGCCGGUCGGCCAGAUUGACCUUGUUCCAACUCUUUCGCUCUUGCUAGGUAUGCCAAUACCAUUCAACAACCUUGGCAAGCCGAUCGAGGAAGCUUUCAUUGGAAAGAAAGGAGACAACUUCGCGAACCUCGCAGCUGUCAACCGCAUGACUGCUGCACAGAUCCAUAAAUACCAGCAUGAAUACGCACAGGCGCGAGGUAUUCCCGAUAGUACCAGAGCCACCUCGCUCUCCCUGUGGACGAGUGCAAAUGACGCAUGGAACUCACUCGGAAAGUCCAAGGCGAAUAGUGUACAAAUGCGCCAAGUCUACGACGCCUUUUCUGCUUACCAACACGAUACCCUCGGUCUUUGUCGCGCCCUUUGGGCCAGGUUCGACAUUCCAAGAAUGAUAAGUGGUGUCACAGUCCUAGCGUCUAGUCUAAUCGUUCUCGCGCUCUACGCUAGGAUUCUCCAUGGAGACCGCACUGAGGUUACACCCGUCUUCUUCACUCGAGGUGCCAUUGGCCUGGCCUUGGGGGGUAUUGUUGGUGUUGGUAUUACCGUCUUCAUGCCUGAGGAUGCAAGAUCUCAUGUGGUUGUCCUCUCUUCUGCACUCUCUGGAAUCAUUGGCUGCGCGUCCACAUUCUACGUCCUUAGCUACCGCAUGAUGCCUCUUAUGCCCAACACCAUCUGGGGUUGGGCAAGUGUUGUAUUCACCUUUGCACUUUCUGCCGGUUUUGCAGCCAACUCAUUCACAAUCUGGGAAGACGAAAUUUUACUUCACUUCUUGACGACGUUUGGCGUUCUUGCACUCAUCUCCUCACUUCGUCAGAGGCGCCUUGCAGACCGAACAUUGGGCGCCUAUCAUUCUAUUCUCUUCACCGCCCUGCUAAGAGUCGCCAGUUUCUCAAGACUUUGCAGAGAAGAGCAAAUGCCUUAUUGCAAGUCCACGUACUAUGCUUCUGCGUUAUCCACUACCUCUGCACCAUGGCAGCUUCUCAUCCCUGCUACAGUCGCUAUUCUCAUUCCUACAUUCAUCAAAAGCUACUACGAGGGCACAAAGAGCUACCAGCACAACGCAACUCUUUGGAUAGGACUGGCAUUGCGCUUUGGGCUGAUGCUUUCGGCAGCUUAUUGGGCUCUAGAUGCUGCGGACGAUGGCGAGUGGCUACCCGACUGGGUGAACGUCAUCCGUAUCACGAAGCGCUUCCUGGCACAAAUUGUACUGGCAAUCAGCAUGGCAUUUGGAUACUCGAUUUACAACUGGUCAAAGCCUCUUCUGAAUGUCAUCAUCGAUAAAGACGGCAAGGAUGCAAAUGGUGCACCGAAAGAGGCGGUCACUGUUCUCGGGUUCGCAAAUGUUGAGGGCUCGCGCUAUGCCCUUCUCAUUACCAUAUGGUAUCUUGCCAUUGCCCUCCUCCAGAAGCCAAUGGGAGCUGGUGCCAUGGGCAUCUUAGUCUGGCAGCUCUUCUCCCUUUUCGAGAUCAUGGAUACGAACAACUUGCGCCAGUCCCCGAUCGGUCCCGUUGUCCUAGGCCUCCUUGGAUCUUUCCAUUUCUUCAAAACAGGCCAUCAAGCCACGCUCUCAAGCAUCCAGUGGGAAUCGGCCUUUAUCCCACUUGCUAAGAUUCGCUACCCAUGGACACCUAUUCUUGUCAUUCUUAACACAUUUGGCGCCCAGAUCCUGUGCGCAGUCGCUGUCCCCGCCCUUGUUUUGUGGAAGGUGAAGCCACAGAAGAAGGGCCUACUCAGUGUCGUGGCAAAGGCUGUGGCUACCCAUAUUCUCUUCUAUGCUACAAUCAAUCUGGCAACGACCAUGUGGGCCGGCCACCUUAGGAGACACUUGAUGUUGUACCGUAUCUUCAACCCAAGAUUCAUGGUUGGCGCUGCCGUGCUGCUUGUUGUGGAUCUCAUCAGCAUUGCCAUUGCGCUUUGGGGUACCAGGAUGAGCAUGUUGAGUACAGCGGAGCUUUCGCGGUUAACGGCGAAGGAACUUGAACAAGCGUCAAGCCUAAGUCGUCUAUUUGGUGGUGACUGGGAUUACGAUUCAGACGGACUUGGAGCGGCUAUAUUGGUUUCGGAUUUGGCUCCUGUACGAGCAGUUGCUAGCAACUACUUCACCUCACCUGAUCGCUACAACUUGAUCGACAGGACAGACCGGAGGGGUAUACGACCCGGCUAG
Messenger RNA from Bipolaris maydis ATCC 48331, 3462 nucleotides. RefSeq lists its product as uncharacterized. Gene Ontology annotation, cellular component: endoplasmic reticulum membrane. Gene Ontology annotation, molecular function: mannose-ethanolamine phosphotransferase activity. Gene Ontology annotation, biological process: GPI anchor biosynthetic process. The record is from RefSeq and is a predicted model, not a curated record. NCBI's taxonomy places the organism in Eukaryota, Fungi, Ascomycota, Dothideomycetes, Pleosporales, Pleosporaceae.